AUGAUGAUCGAUAUUACACAACGACACCUACAUGAUUAUCUACCAUCGGAAAAGAACGAUUUUUUAAAUGCAUAUCGUUCAUCCGAACAAAAAUGUAAUAAUUUGGAAACACAAGUCAAACGAAAAGAUGAAACAAUUCAUGCUUUAAGAAAUCAAUUUUCACAAUCGCAACAUAAUCAAAAACAUUCUUUGCCCUCAAAACCUAUAAAUGAAAAUCGUUCUUUUAAUGAUGAUGAAAAUAUUCAAUAUCCACGAUAUGGUACUGUAUCACAUACACACUGGCAUAAUGUGGCCAAAGAUCGAGAAUUGGCGAAGUUGAAAGCUUUGGUAUUUCAAAAAGAUAAUGAAAUCAUUGCUCUUACAAAUGCUCAUAAAAAUGCUGUUUCACAGAUGGAAGAUCGGAUACAACGUGAAAGACAAGUGUGGGAUGAACAUCGAGAUAACUUAGUGACGAAUGAAAGAUGUCGAUUUGAAGAUGAGAAAGCUUACGCACUGAAGGAUUUACAACAAAAAUUAAAAUUAGAACAAGAAAGAAAUGAUAAAUUGGAACAAAAAUUGUAUGAUUUACAAACAAAAUUAAGUGAAACACAAAUUAUGUUAAAAGAGAGUGCACGUGAACGAAUCAAUGCCGUAUUUAAUACAAAAGAAUUAUGUCGAAAAGAAUAUCAAGAAGAAAUAAAUCGUCUACGUUCACAAUUACAAAUACAAAAAGAUGAAGAUAUUAGUCAAUUACAAUUGCGUGUAAAAGAAUUGGAAACAAAUCUUCAACAUGUUUCAUUAUCAAAUACAGAUACAUCAAUAAAACAACAUGAAAUAUUUGUCAAUAUGGAAACAUAUGAAAAAAUAUGUGUACGAUUAUUACAUGAUAUUAUUAAAAAAUUACUCAAAACCAUGGAUAGUUCAUCACAUCUUCGUUCAACAAUACCUAGUGUCUCUUCAUAUACUUAUGAUGAGGAGUCAGUUAUUACAAGAGUUCCCUCUAGAUGUGCAUUAAAAGUUUUACAAGACAUUGUCGAUGAUGUUAAGAAUUAUAUUUUGGAACAAAAAGUUCAAAUAGAAACAAAAUCAAAAUUUUUAAGAAAAGUUAAUAAUCAUUCAGAUAAAACAUCUCGUUACGGCAAUAAUAAUCGAAAUUAUCAUUCAACAGACAAAGAGAAAUUAUCAAAACGACAGGAAAAUGGUGGUUAUAGUUCAAAGAUGAAGGAAAAUAGUGAUCCCUAUUAUUAUCGUUUGUCGAAUACUGAUGAACAAAAACCCCGAAAUUUACAAAAUCAUCAAUUAACAUCAAAACAAAAUGAUACAAUUGAUAAUUUAGUUCAAAAACUUGAAAAUCACAUAGCAAAUGAACUAGAUCGUCUCACACAACAACGACUGACAUUGAGUAAUAGCAACAUUGAAACAUAUUCACUAAAUGAGACGAAUGAUCGUCAACGUUCACCAUUUGAGCCAAAAAAAGUAAUAAUUAAAUGGUUCAUUUUCUUACAUUAUGUGUAAAGGGAUGGACACAAUAGAGGACUCGGGUCUUAUAUCGCGUCCUAGCGCUCAUAACUUUGAAGGGGGUCUUCUAAAGCGUCCCUAAAAAAAGCCGAUUUUAAGCUGAAAUCGCUUGAUCGAGAGUUCGCACUGUGUACAAAGCUGUGUACGCACACACUUCUUUUUGUCUAGCACCUGUAUAUUCACUCUAACCCAGAUCGUCCAUUCCGGUGUCAGGAUCCUGCCGGAUCCAACAUCGGAACAUGCCGGAAGUUGGUAGAAUUCGGAAAAAACCGGCAGCAACCAUACCUGNUGAAUCGGAUUUCGCUGGAUUUGCAGAAUGUGACCAAUUUUAAGGUUAAAAAUAGUCUUGAAUUUUUUCUUUCAUUUUCUAGUGGUUCUUCUCUCUGUUCAUUCGAGAGAGUGGAGGGGCCCGCUAGCUAGGACGUGUAUAACACGUCCGUUGAACAGUGUGAGCGAUGACUCACAUUGUUAAGAAUUUGCAAAGAACAACUCCUCAUUUUUCAUUUUCUGCAGUGUCUUAUUUAAAGUGCUCCUGUCUUGAAACAAAGCGGUGAAUAUAUUAUGCGCACUAGAAAGAAAAAAAAAUAAAGUGCACAUCACAGGAUCCGUCGAUUUCCGGUCACUGGAAAUUAACGGAUCCGCCUGGUUCC
Messenger RNA from Didymodactylos carnosus, 2147 nucleotides. NCBI's taxonomy places the organism in Eukaryota, Metazoa, Rotifera, Eurotatoria, Philodinida, Philodinidae. The record is from the annotation of a GenBank genome assembly.